Molecule: messenger RNA, 2981 nt
Organism: Egretta garzetta (little egret)
Lineage: Eukaryota; Metazoa; Chordata; Aves; Pelecaniformes; Ardeidae
Gene: ATP6V1G1
Product: ATPase H+ transporting V1 subunit G1
Exons: 3
Coding region: 1-345 (114 amino acids)
Biological process (GO): proton transmembrane transport
Cellular component (GO): vacuolar proton-transporting V-type ATPase complex
Molecular function (GO): proton-transporting ATPase activity, rotational mechanism
Source: RefSeq, a predicted model, not a curated record
AUGAACAAGGCCGGACCUGGUCUCAAUGCCUUCUCUUCUUUAUUUCAUUUAUUAUGUUCUUUGGAAACAGGAAAGAAUCGGAGGCUGAAGCAGGCAAAAGAAGAAGCCCAGGCAGAGAUUGAGCAGUACCGCCUGCAGAGGGAGAAGGAGUUCAAAGCCAAGGAAGCAGCGGCGCUUGGAUCUCAUGGCAGCUGCACCACUGAAGUUGAGAAAGAGACCCAGGAAAAGAUGAGCGUGAUCCAGCAGAACUUCCAGAAGAACCGCGAGGUGGUCCUCUCCCAGCUGUUGUCCCUAGUGUGUGACAUCAAACCUGAAAUCCAUGUGAAUUACCGCAUCAAUGGGUAGUAGUGGAAGAAGGAAUGAGCAUACUGGAAAUGCUGGUAGUAAUGUCUGAGCUUCAAGUGGAAUGUACAGCUCUUAGCCAUACCUUAACUGUUCUUCCUGUAAAUGUGUUAAAUUAUUUCAGUGAGUUGUAGGUCGUCAGUACCUUGGAGUUCUGUUAGUUUCUCUCUUGACAUGGAUUCAGAGCUUACCCAAACAUGAAAUGUCCAUGUCUCAAAUCUGUGCUAAGUUAUUAAAUAUAUAUUCAAGUUGGCACAUUAAUGCUCCCUUUUUAUCUGGAUAGUAUUCAGUGAGAGUCUUUCCUCUGGGAAGUGGAAAGGGGAGAGAUGCUGGCCAGGUUUAAAUGGAGACCCCAUGUCAGUAAUUUAGACCUGUGACUGUAUUUGGUGACCAAAAUGCAUUUUUUGGUGUGUUGUUAACCUUUGUACGGGGGUUAAACCUUGUAAGAAGAAUUCUCUGGCUGCACAGUGCUGGUUGAUCAUUUUCAGGUGCUUGAGUUUCUCUGUAUUGGUUAUCCUCUGUAUAUUCUGCUGUUAGCUUGAGUUACAAGUCUGGCACUAUGACACUUGAAAGUAAAAAUACUUAUUUAACUCCAAAGUCUCUGGUCAGUCUUGUUCCUGCUAACUUGUUCUGAGAGUACUGACAGGUCUCGUUGUGUUGCAUGGGAGUCGCGACUGAGGAAUGAAUAUCAAGUAUUGAUAAAAAGAGUAAGAGAUACAGCAAAUCUCUGAAGGCCGCAGCAGGUAAGUUAAAAACCCAUUACAGAGCUCCUCCUCUUGGCCCUAGUCUGAUGCUUUACCUGCCAGAUCAUUCUAAAAACCUUCAGGAACAAAUGUUCUUGUGACCGUUAGGGGAAAUAAAGUGUUGCCAGUUCACUAGAAUAGUUUGAUAGCCAGGCGCUGUGCUGUAAUUAUCCUUCCUUCAAUCAAGUACUGGUCGCUGCUUGUUUAUACCAAGGUCACGCUGUAUCCUGCAGCAUCCUGCUGUACCUGGGAACAGUGUGAAAUAAGUGUGUUGGGAUUGUCCGUGCAUCACUUUCUAGCUCUUUAAUCAAAAGUACACAUGAAUACAUCAAGAGGUCUCAUGUUUCAGCAGUUUCUUCCUCUCCCUCUCUCACCAGCAGAAUAUUAACUGUACCUUGGCUUUUUUUGUCGAGUUCAGUUUAAGGCUUUUUGCAGGUGGUGAGCACGUACCUGAUAAGACCCAAGACUCUUGCAGUUGAGAGUCUAAGCAAGAAACUUGAGUGAUGCUGCUUCUCAUCCUGUGUUUCCCCACACCCUCAGUGUAGCAUUGAAAAGGCUUGGACCUGUAGAGUUUGAUUGUGGUCGGGAGGGAGGGAAGCAGGAUGGAUAAAGUUGUAAUGAAGGAAUGAAUGUCAGGCAGGACAAUGGAAGAGUCAACUGCUCUGGUGUCUCAUGUUGUAAUAUUUUAUUGUAGUGUACUGUAGUUCUGAAAGGAUCUCUUUAGGAAUUCAAGCUAUGGGUUGUAAAAUUGAAACAAAAGCCUCCUGCAAAGUCAAAUGUGCCAGGCUGGGGAAAAAGCCAGGUUGCUACAAGGAGAACAGGAUCAAAGCAGUUUUAAUCAGUCUGGUCUAAUGACUGCAGCGAUGCUAUGGCCUCAUAAAAGGUUGCAGCCACGCUAAUUCUAGUCUGUCCUUCGGAGAGGAAACAUUUCUUCCUGUUGAGAGCAGGUGCUCAGGCUCCAGUGUGAUGCUCCUGGUAGAUGUCCUCCUAGCUCCAGGCUGUAAUUAGCAACUUAAUCCUGUUUAUCAGUAAAAGGCUGCUACUCUCUCCAGGAAAAAAAUACAGUGCGUGCCCCACUUUUCACCUUAGUUCCUAAGUUUCCCUUAGUUAAUGAGGACUUUCUAUCCUUGCUCUCUGGAAUAGUAAGAGGCAGGAGCAAAGGAAAAACCUUUCCCCGAUUAUUUCCUCUUGGCAAAAGGUGGUGUGAAGACUUUCCCUUUAGAAUGAUGUGUUGCAAGAAUAUAAAUUUUUCUGUAACAUUUCCCUGAAAUUUAACUGUUGAGAAUUGCCAGGCUACAACUUUGUGCAGAAGUGAGUGUUUCCAAUUCCAGCUCUCCAGGAAGCCUGGCUUUGUUUGCAAGUGUAGAUGUUUUGUUUUAAAUUGAAAUUCUCUCAUCUUACCCUGUCAUGCUCUGGGAAAGAGAGACCUACUGCUAGCUUCGUGCCUAAGCCAGGCUGUGCCAGAAAAAUACUCUGCAGGGAGCAGUGGUCUACUGACAGAGGUAUGGAGAUGGACGAGUGACUUCUUGCAUCAGAAAUCUGAUUUUCUAAACUUUCUGCAGCAAGUUUGAUUAGUAUAAAUCUGUCUCCAAAUUCUCCCUGCUGCUGAUCUGCCUCCGUAAUCCCUCACAGAUGUGACCCCAUGCCUAGGAGCUGUAGCUUGUUCUUGUACUACAAAAAGGGCCAGAAGCCGCUUUGGGUAUGCGUACUGCUGUCUGAUUCCCUUAAUUUGGGCUCUGGUCCUUGGAGAUGCCGGCCGACUGCCAGGACAGUCACAGUGCUGGUGCUGCGGGGAGGUAAGAAGUGGUCAGUGCUUGUGACUUGUUUUGUUCGUGCAAUGUCAAGUGAGUGGCUGCUGCUGUUGAUUUCUCUCAGUUAAAACUGCUUCCAAAUAAG